Messenger RNA from Rotaria sp. Silwood2, 1680 nucleotides. Lineage: Eukaryota; Metazoa; Rotifera; Eurotatoria; Philodinida; Philodinidae. The record is from the annotation of a GenBank genome assembly.
AUGUUAAUAACUGAACGAGGUUUCUUUUCUCGUAUUAAUUUAUCCCUAGCACAUUACCAUCAAUUUAAUAGAAUUCUUCAUUUUCUUCCAUUGAAUGAUAUUCAAUCACUCUCAAUUGAUAGUGAUGCAUCUCCAUUUCAAUUAACUCGUUGGCCUUAUUUACGUCGUUUGAAAACUCUGCGUAUCAUUGGUGUAUACAAUCAUGAUGAUCUUUUAGUUUUUGUUACACUUCAUGCAGCAACACUCACUCAUCUAAUUAUAAAAUCAAACGAAAGAAUGGUACCGGAUGGUUUUUCGAUUACAUUGGACUAUCCACUAGGCGACAUGGUGACGUUAAUAAAUAAUGUUCUUCUUAUUCAUUUACCUGCACUUCGAUCUCUUAACUUGGGUAUGAAUUAUUACAUGACAAGUUGGCCCAUUACUACUGCGGUCGCUCCUCUCAUUUAUCUGCGUCUUUCUUUAUCAAAUAUGGAUGAUUUGUUGCGGCUUAUAUCAACAGAACCACUCUUCGAUACAUUACGCCAAUUACACAUAACAAUAGGUGAUAGUGAUUCCAACAAGCAUUGUCCUGUGUCAAUGUCUAAUCUAUCUAUUCGAAUGAUUAAUUUACAUACAUUUUCACUUGUUCAAACAUUCUUCUCAUUGUUAACAAUUGAAUGGACAGUUUUUGAAAUACUGACAUCUUCAAAUGUUAUGCCUGUUCUUCGACGUGCUAAUGUAUCUCUGUUUAUUAAUAUUAAUCAUUUAAGUUGUAUUAGUUCAUCAGGAAUCUUUACUGAUCAUCGUCAUGUUGAUGUUCAUUUCGCAUUUAAUCUUCUUAAUUGUCCUCAUAAUAUCAAAGUGACACCAUAUAUACCACGUGGAAAUCGUUUUCAUUCACGAGAAAUUGUUGGUGCUACAUUCGUUGUUAAUCGCUGGUCUCCGAGAUCAGAAUGGCUCAUUGAUAGUGAUCCUUUUAGUCGUGGACGUCAUUAUUAUCAUCAUAUGUGGUAUACUCUUCCAUGGGCAUUUGAUGAAUUCUUCCACGAAUAUAUUCCAUAUAGAUGGAUUACCAAAGUACAAGUGUUUGAAAUACCUUCUCACGAUACUACGGCAAUGGAUCAAUCAUCACUUCGUACAUCAGAUGCAGCAGGUCAAACUUGGCCAACACUUUUAUCCUAUUUACCUCAUGUGGCAUUAUCCAAUUAUAUUGAAACACUGCACUUAUCCUAUUAUAAUAGACCUAUUCAUAUACAUUUAUCCACUCUUCGCCAUAUAACUCUUCUAAAUAGUGUCAAUUGUCUCAACUAUUUCUCUUCAUUUCCAACAACUAUCCGUUCUAUUCACAUUCUUGUUUGUCAUACUUUUCCGAACUGUAUGCUACCAAAUUGGUCAGUAAUUUUGCAUUUUCUUUCAAUUUUGCCAGAAUUGAGUUCGUUACGAGUGACUAUGUAUGACUUAUUAAAAACUAUUGAUGACAAAAAUUGUCAAAUAAUUGCAAAGACAACAUCAUUGUUGAGAGAUUUUGGUUUUUACUUUCGACGAAAAUUCAGCUCAUUAGAUGAUGAUAUGAAAACUACAUUUGAAGAUCAUACAAAAUUUAUUAAACAGUUAUGUGAUGAAAUACUCCUAUUAUGUCUUGAUAAACAACUUUAUUAUUCAAUCGAAGAUGAUGGUUGUGGACUCACAAUGUGGUUCUAA